Molecule: messenger RNA, 1819 nt
Organism: Nicotiana tabacum (common tobacco)
Lineage: Eukaryota; Viridiplantae; Streptophyta; Magnoliopsida; Solanales; Solanaceae
Product: histidinol dehydrogenase, chloroplastic
Biological process (GO): L-histidine biosynthetic process
Cellular component (GO): cytosol; cytoplasm; chloroplast stroma
Molecular function (GO): metal ion binding; NAD binding; histidinol dehydrogenase activity
Source: RefSeq, a predicted model, not a curated record
AAUAUAGAUGGACUGCAGAAUUCUAUCAUUGAAUAGGUCCUGUAGCUUGGCUAGUAAUCUUCGGGCCAUUCCUACACGCAAUACUGUAUUUUAUCGGAAAUGUUCUUAUCUGCCUGCAGGGUUAUUUCGUAAGUCAAUUAGGUGCUCAAUGAAGUCCUAUAGGUUAUCAGAGCUUUCAGCUUCUGAGGUUGACAGCCUCAAAGCUCGUCCGCGCAUUGAUUUCUCCUCCAUUUUCAACACAGUUCAACCCAUUGUUGAUGAUGUUCGUAAUAGAGGUGAUGCUGCAGUUAAAGAUUACACAUCACGGUUCGACAAAGUUGUACUGGAUAAGAUAGUUGAAGAUGUCAAUGAGCUUCCAGAUCCUGAGCUUGAUUCAGCUGUUCGAGAAGCAUUUGAUGUGGCAUAUAACAACAUAUAUGCCUUUCAUGCUGCUCAAAAGCCUGUUGAGAAAGUUGUGGAGAACAUGCAUGGUGUCAGAUGUAAACGUGUGGCUAGGAGCAUCGCCUCUGUAGGGCUUUAUGUUCCUGGUGGAACAGCUGUUUUACCUUCUACAGCUCUGAUGCUUUCAGUUCCAGCACAAAUUGCUGGGUGUAAAACUGUUGUACUUGCAACUCCACCUUCUCGGGAUGGCAGCAUUUGCAAGGAAGUGCUUUAUUGUGCCAAGAAAGCAGGUGUGACCCACAUCCUUAGAGGUGGAGGUGCUCAGGCAAUUUCUGCUAUGGCCUGGGGCACUGAAUCCUGCCCAAAGGUUGAGAAGAUAUAUGGGCCUGGGAACCAGUAUGUUACCGCUGCAAAAAUGAUUCUGCAGAACAGCGAAGCUAUGGUUUCAAUCGACAUGCCAGCUGGGCCUUCAGAAGUCCUUGUUAUAGCUGACAAGCAUUCCAGUCCUGUCCAUGUGGCAGCAGAUUUACUUUCACAGGCAGAGCAUGGGCCAGAUAGCCAAGUCGUACUGGUUAUUGCUGGGGAUGGUGUUGAUCUAAAUGCUAUUCAAGAGGAAAUUAGGAAGCAGUGCCAAGCCCUUCCAAGGGGAGAAUUUGCACUUCAGGCACUUAGCCACAGCUUCACUGUGUUAGCACGGGAUAUGCUUGAGGCAAUUUCCUUCUCAAACAUGUAUGCACCUGAGCAUCUGAUAAUCAAUGUGAAUGAAGCUGAGAAGUGGGAAAGUUUAAUUGAGAAUGCAGGUUCUGUAUUUAUGGGACAGUGGACACCUGAGAGUGUAGGAGAUUAUGCAAGUGGAACUAACCAUGUUCUGCCAACUUACGGGUAUGCACGGAUGUAUGGUGGAGUCUCUUUAGACUCUUUCUUGAAAUACAUUACUGUGCAGUCUUUAACAGAAGAAGGGCUGAAGAAUCUUGGCCCCUAUGUGGAGAAAAUGGCCGAAGUUGAGGGUUUGGAUGCCCACAAGAGGGCUGUAACCCUCAGACUGCAGGACAUAGAAGCGAGGCAAAUAUCACACUCAAGAUGAUACCAUAUGUGGAUCCCUUUUGUAUUCAUAAAAGAAUAAAUAUUGAGCAAUUCACCCGUCAUGCAAAUCUAAUGGAUGAGCGAGUUCAUCUGCUGUAUUUGCUGGAACAAAUUUAAACCAGAUAUCUGAAAAGAUGUUUGAGAGCUGUAUCUUAAUUGGACUUUUGCCAUGUUUUGUAAUAAAAGUUGUAAUGCAGCAAACUUGUAAUAUUUUGGAUUAGAUGUAAUUAUCGUGGUGACAAAAGGUUGCUCUUUUGGCUACAGAUAACGAAGAGUUAAAAUCUCUGAUAUCAUUUACUGUAAUUCUUAUCUUGUAAUUGCUUGAAUUUUAAUAUUAUUUGAUUUUAGUGCCUUA